This is a messenger RNA of Cladophialophora yegresii CBS 114405, 798 nucleotides long. RefSeq lists its product as uncharacterized. The coding region runs from base 1 to 798 and encodes 265 amino acids. Lineage: Eukaryota; Fungi; Ascomycota; Eurotiomycetes; Chaetothyriales; Herpotrichiellaceae. The record is from RefSeq and is a predicted model, not a curated record. The transcript is spliced from 2 exons.
AUGCACCCGGACAAUAAUCGCUGGUAUGGAGAACCUGAACCUGUCAAGCGCGCCGAGACCGCUCCUCUGCAUGGAGGGAAGCCGUUGCACUUUCUCAAGCGACAAGAGUCUGCCAAACCCGGCGUCUUGGGCCGUUCCGAUACUUACUCGUCCAAGCCGCCGUUGGUCCGGGUUCCGUCGGUUCGGACAAGGUACAUGGAGAUGCUACUUCACCUUGAUGAGAUACCUCGAUUUCACAACAUCCUGGCUAGUUUAUUUAGCUGGAUAAUACUUGCUGGCUUCCUCGUCGUACCGGGAACGUUCACGACCUUUAAGCAGUCAGAAGCGUUUCAGGACGCCGACAACAACGAUGAUGACGAAAUCACCCAUGCUAUUAUCCGCUCCAUUGCCAACAUCGGACUUCUCUGGGUCGCUGGGGCGUUCUGCACUGUCGGGGCGCUGGGGUGCCUUGCGCUGGUGUUUCGUUGGCGAGAGAACUAUGUCUGGCUGAUCAACAGGGUUUUUCUGCCCCUCACCAUGAACUCUAUUGCCGGUCUAAUAACCACCUUGGUCAAUGUCUACACUGCACAGCAUGGUGUUUGGAGUAUCACGGCGAGGAUCACUGCUGUCGUAAUCGGAUCUUGCAUGGUUGUCGCAGGGUUGCUUUUCGCUUUGUACAAUUUCUGGGCACUACGUCGGGUUCGCCAGAUACACGAGAGCGAGAUGGGAUCGGAAGCCCACCACCACGACGAGACUCUGGUCGAAAAAGUCAAGAGGAAGGCCCAUGAGCCCCCGUUGCAGUCGGGAAGUGUUGUCUGA